AUGUUCAGCUUUGACGGAGAAUUUCGCCGUCGGCCCCAGCAAAAUCUUGGCGGAGCAUCACUGAAGACGGACCGGCUGACAACGAUCCGUAAGGCACAACAGGAGCGCCAAAAGCGUGAGGAAGCCAGACGUCAUCAAUGUGGUGCGAUCGUGAUACAAUCCGUCGUCCGAAGCUUCCUUCAACGCCAACACACAAAGCAACGAGAACGGGACAAAUUUGAUGAGUACCGCAAAGUAAACGGUGCCAUACGCAAUGGGGCGGAUCUGGAAUACUACUGUAAACGGAUUAUCUUUUUCUAUCAACACCGUUCCGCUCAGGAUGGAGAUAGAUUGAUUUUUCUCUGUCAGUAUAUGAUCAAGCAUCCCGCGGAAGUGUUUAGGUUGCUUGAUCAGGAUUCAAUCUGGACGUAUCGCAUCAAAAGGCUCCUUGGAUUAUGUUUGGGACAAAUUCUAGUACCAGAAUGUUCACCGACAAUACCGAUGCGCAUGCUGGAGAUCUAUUCCUCAAACACAUACAUCACGAAGCAUAUACCACCGCCCGGAACGGAUCGUCCGCAGUACAUCCACCAGUACCUGGUGUCCAUCUACAGUCAUCUCAUAGAGCGGCGCUAUUUCUGCGUUGUGCGACAACUGAUCGAAGAGAAAUUACCGGCGUUAGAUAUGGACACGACCACAUUGGCGAUUCCGAUUGCCGCUGCGCUGUUCGAAAUGCUUCUGCGCCCUUUGCAACUCAUCGAUCCGGAAGCACAAGACCUGCUAAGUAGGCAGAUACUGCAAUCCUUCACCUUCAAUGUGCUCUCUCCGCACCACCUGUCAGAUCAGGUGAAGCACUUUGUGUUGCCGGCGCUAGGCGAAAGGAAAGAUUUCCCAUACUGGACGUUGGUGCGCUGUAUCGCCGAUGAGUACCAGCGGCAUCUGGACUAUCGGAGCACGAUUCUGAUCGAUCUGACAGACGAUACGAUGGGAUCGACGGUGAGCAGUAUUGGAACGGGAGUGCGUAUGGGUGGAACACCGAAAAAGGCACGCAAGGAUCAGUCACAGGACGAGAGGCUACUACUAACCAGUUCACUGUUGUUCGCAUUUUUAAAGCUCGACCAACGGCACUUGGAUGAUACAUCAAAUUCAAAAGAGCACUUCAGUGCUUACCUCAAGGUGGUCGCCUCCAUGGUGGACAACUUUACCAAACUACCUCGGAAGACGAUUCGUUCAUCCAUCAACCGACCGCUGGACGAUUCGAGCGAUUCCGAUUCGGACGGAGAAGACGGACCGACACUGAGCCCGAGAGAAGCUGCAUUGCUGCACGCCAUCAUUGGCAUGCUCAAUGAACGGCGCCGUGUGUCGUAUAUCGUGCGAAUGAUUGAGACAAUGCUGGAUGAUCCAAUGGCGGCGCAGAAUCUGUGCCAAAUUUGCCACCAGCUGAUGACCUACAACCGGAUGGCGGUGUACGAGUACAAGCUGCUGUACAUGCUUGCUUCCAAGCCGUUAAUUAUCCGGGGACUUUGGUAUACGCUGACUGCACAUACGAUGGGUCCAAUGUUCAGCUCCCCUAUUGUGCGUCUCUCGAAGGGAAUCAAUAUUUCAAAGGAAGAUUCCGACCGUAUCAUUCCGAUAUUGGCAUCGUUCUGCGCACUGUUCGGUCGACUGAUAGCUUCAUUGCACGAUGGUGAAUUCGUGCAGGAAAAUGUACUGCCCGGCACGGUUAGUCACAUCAUGCCGUUCAGCAUACCGGAACUGAUACCGCUCAGUACAACGCUGAAGGAAAUUUCGCUCGGGCUCGUCGAGCUAGCGUUCCCCGAGACGAGAUCCAAUCUGCACGAAAACUACCGUACGAUGAUAUCUUCACUGAGUGCGGAAGCGCGUGGCUUCGGUGGCCACAACCAACGCUCGGAGCGUCAGCAAAUGAAUGAACAAAACCGCCAGAUAUGGCCCCAUCUGUUGAAGGUGUGUGUUUCGCUACUAAGGCAGAUACACACGCGCGACCUUCGCCGAUGCUUCUGCCCCGAGGGACACUGGACAGCACAGAACCUUAACCUUCCAUUGGACAAACCCGCCGAUUUACAUCUUUCUCGCGGUUCUCGCCGAGGUCCGCGACCUUUUCAACCGAUACGGGACUUUACGCGGGAAGAUAUUGAAGAUGGUCCACCACUUUCUACCAAGCAGAUCCGUUCGAUAACAAUCCUGCGCGAAAUACCGUUUGUGGUGCCGUUCAAUACGCGUGUCGGCGUGUUUCAAGGGCUGGUAUCGGCCGACAAACUGCGGACGCAGGGUGACUUGCAGGGAUUCUUACAAGGUCCCUCCAUUAAUAUUACCGUCCGGAGGUCCCAUCUGUACGGGGAUGCGUUCGAUAAGCUAAGUCCAACCAAUGAACCCGAUCUAAGGCCCAAGUUUCGUAUCGAAAUGGUCAACUCAGUGGGAUUGCGAGAGGCCGGCAUCGAUGGAGGUGGCGUUUUUCGGGAAUUUCUCUCCGAGCUAAUCAAAUUGGCGUUCGAUCCCCACCGUGGGUUCUUUAUGAUCACGAAGGAUAACAUGCUUUACCCGAACCCGUGCGUGGCGAAAAUUGUGGAAGACUUCCAGCGUCACUACUACUUCAUCGGACGCAUACUGGGGAAGGCGUUGUACGAAAACUUGCUAGUUGAGCUUCCGUUGGCCGAGUUUUUCUUAUCAAAACUUGCCGGCAAACAUUCGGACGUGGACGUUCACCAGUUGGCCUCACUGGAUCCGGUGUUGUAUAGAAAUUUAAUGUCUCUGAAGGCCUACGAAGGAGAUGUUGCUGAUUUAGGGUUAGAUUUUACUAUCGUCUGUGAUGCGUUAGGAGAAACAAAGGUAGAAGAAUUAAAACCGAACGGCGCUAAUAUCAUCGUGAACUCGUCGAACAGAAUCGAGUACAUUCAGCUGAUGGCAGACUUUAAGUUGAACCAGCAGAUCCGCGCGCAAUGCGCCGCAUUCCGUCAGGGAUUGGCUAACGUGCUCCCGAUCGAGUGGCUGUACAUGUUCAGCAACAAGGAGCUGCAGGUGCUCAUAUCGGGUGCUGAGAUUCCGGUUGAUGUUCACGACUUGCGGCAACAUACAAGCUACGGUGGUGACUUCUCAAUCGAGCACCAUACGAUCCAACUCUUCUGGAAAGUGGUGGAACAGUUCGACGACAUCCAGCGGCGUCUAUUGUUGAAGUUUGUUACGAGUUGCUCGAGACCACCUUUGCUAGGUUUCAAGGAUCUCGAUCCACCGUUUUGCAUACAGAACGCGGGUGAUACGGACCGGUUACCUUCGGCUAGUACGUGUAUGAACCUGCUAAAAUUACCAGCGUUCGAGGAAGAAGAUGUCCUGCGAGAGAAGCUGUUGUAUGCGAUACAAAGUGGUGCCGGGUUUGAGUUGAGUUAA
Molecule: messenger RNA, 3378 nt
Organism: Anopheles marshallii
Lineage: Eukaryota; Metazoa; Arthropoda; Insecta; Diptera; Culicidae
Product: ubiquitin-protein ligase E3C
Exons: 9
Coding region: 1-3378 (1125 amino acids)
Biological process (GO): ubiquitin-dependent protein catabolic process; protein polyubiquitination
Molecular function (GO): ubiquitin protein ligase activity; protein binding
Source: RefSeq, a predicted model, not a curated record